Messenger RNA from Aureobasidium pullulans EXF-150, 1977 nucleotides. RefSeq lists its product as uncharacterized. Gene Ontology annotation, molecular function: transcription cis-regulatory region binding; DNA-binding transcription activator activity, RNA polymerase II-specific. The transcript is spliced from 4 exons. Gene Ontology annotation, cellular component: RNA polymerase II transcription regulator complex. The coding region runs from base 243 to 1508 and encodes 421 amino acids. The record is from RefSeq and is a predicted model, not a curated record. Lineage: Eukaryota; Fungi; Ascomycota; Dothideomycetes; Dothideales; Saccotheciaceae.
UCUUAUUCUAUGGGCUUGCUUAAUUCCCUCUUACCACCUGCCGUUUCCAUUACCCAACUACUUACCUCACCAAUUGUCGCUCACUUUUCGCACAUGCCUUGCAAGCUUAUCGCCCACGAUUAGCAAUCCUUGACACGUAGUUUUACGUCUCCCCGCCUUUGGACCUAUUGCGACUGCUAUCUCCGCAUCUAGCCUGCGCUAUCUGAGGGGUAUCUCAAGCUCGGCCAGAGGGGUACCUGCAGAUGGGAGAUAACAACAACAGCACCACACAAAUGGCUGCUACCGACGUAGCCAGCGCUAUCAGAGACCAUGGCGAUGCCGGGCAAGAAGCCACUCCGAGCUCGCUUGAGUCGUCUCCCGAGCCCUCGACAACUGAGAUAGUACAAGACCCGGCCCAGCCGCAGAAGCGCAAAGGAGGCCGCAAACCCAUAUAUGCCACGUCCGAAGAGCGCAAGCAGAGGAACAGGCAAGCACAGGCUGCGUUCCGAGAGCGUCGCACCGAAUACAUCAAGCAACUCGAGACCACCAUCAAGCACCAUGAAGAGACACUGCAGACGUUGCAGCAAAGCCACCGCAGCGCCGCGGAUGAGUGUCUCAUGCUCCGCUACAAGAAUUCGCUUCUUGAGAGAAUCUUGUUGGAGAAGGGCAUUGAUGUGCAGGCCGAGUUGCAGAUGAAGACGGGUAGCCCUGCUCUCGGACACACGUAUAUCCCCCACCACGCACCGGCGCCAAUGGCAGCUGCUCCUUUGCAACGCACAGCAUUGAACCGCCAGCAUGCAAGACGUUCCGGUCAGGUCUAUCCUCCACGGGUCGGACCUGGCGCGGGAGCGCAAUCAGAUCUUUCCUUCUCUGCCCGCUCCCCUCAAGGACAUCCUACUCCGUCAUCUCAUGCUUCCUCACCCACAGCCUUGUCUACCCAGUCGCCUGCUGCCUUGCAGCCUGGAGCCAUGACCCCACCAGCUUCGGUAAUCGCUGGGGGACAGCAGCAACAGUAUGGUGUGCCUCAACCACCUCGUUCGCGUUAUGUCAUGCAGCACCCACCUCAGCACCGUGGCCCUGCCUACUCGGCGCCCAAUGGCGUGUCUAGCAUAACAGAACCCACCAACGGAGUCCCAGGUAGCGCAUCGGCAUUCUAUCCGUCGCCAUUUCAAAAACACAUUGAGCAGCUGGAUCAGGAGUACGACGCGCAACCAACAUCUUCGUCGAUGCUCGAAACCGAAUCCGAAGCGAACGAACAAGCCCCCGUCCAGGCCCCCGAGCCACCCCAAUUCCCUGCCGCGAACCCAUACCACGCAACGCACGCCGCACAGCAACAUGCCGACCACCAUGGCCCCGUCAAGGGCAAUGCUCAAGAACACGACCGAGGCCACCCGGGAGAAAACCAAAUCCCUGGAAUGAACCAGAUCUUUGACCCUUACGAUCCCAUGCUGGAUGCUGAUCCGUUUGGAUUGUCGGCGAGCAUGCACUUCUCGACAGAUUACGGUUUCCAACAUCCUCCUCAGAGAUGAGAGGGGAGAUAUUUCGUACGGGGAAUGAAGGAGGAAGAAUGGAUUACUUUGAAACGUGGUGGUUUUGUCAGUCUCGGGAUCUGAAUGGUCCAACCUUGCGUCAGGUUGCGGUUCGUCGCCAGAGACUACGAAAAGGGAUACUAUUGAACUGGUGUACAUGAGGACGAACGUAAAAGUUCACAAAAAAGUUGCUGUUUGGGUGGGCAUUUUAUCUUUCUUUUAUGGCAUAGCAACGGCGUUUGGGCGCAGAAAGGCUGCUGCUGACUGGAAUCACGACUCUGGCAUUUUUGUCAUCAUCGUUACCAUCACUACUCGAUAGCGAUGGAUUGGCUGGCUGUGGACACAUGCUCUGGUACACACGAUCAUGAAUACUGUAACCAAUAAUCGAGUGGUUGCAAAAUGCAAGCGUUCAAAUAUGAUGAACCACAAACCAACUGAUAAUUCAUCCAUUUCGAGAGUGAGCCUCAGA